Messenger RNA from Clunio marinus, 690 nucleotides. Lineage: Eukaryota; Metazoa; Arthropoda; Insecta; Diptera; Chironomidae. The record is from the annotation of a GenBank genome assembly.
CCGCUUUAGAACUACCUGACUUAGACGUGCCUCUCGAAAUUGAACAUCGUCGAUUGUUGCUUUAUAUCGUUGUGCGUAACAUUACCUCGUGAUCUUAAAGUGCUUGUUUACGUUGCGUCAAAGAAAAAAAAAGUUUUCACGAAAUUGUGAUGCAAUUUUUGUAACAAAGGAGAAAAAAAUACAAAAAGUUUCAUUUCAAAUAGCGAAGAGAUAAAGUCAAAUGGAAUUGUAUCCUCUUGAAACAAGUGUUAAUAUUUUUUGACGAAGUUAAGCCAAAAGAUUACAUUACAGUUAAUAUUUAACAACAUAAAAUAGGAAAAUAUGGCUCGGCUACUAGUGUUCGUGUUAUGUGCAUCUAUGGUGACAACACAACGUAAUGGAAAUGUCGUUAAAGAUAGAGGGCACGACGAGCAUCACGAGCUCCAAAGACAGAAUCGAAUUACCGAACAGAUUUUGACAAAUUUUUUCGAGCGGAAAUUCUUUCCAAACAGAAAGCCAAAGCCAGCACCGACAAUUGAUGAAAUAUUGCCACCUGAAUCGCGGGCCAAUCCAUCAAUCAGAAAUAAGCACUCAGCGCAAAGGGAAAAUGACGAAGAUGAACCAGACACAGACAAUCUUCAAAGUGUCGAAUCAGAGCAUGUUGAUUCAGUGUACAGAGACUAUUCAGAAGGCAGGUGUAGAUUUAAUUAA